Messenger RNA from Mobula hypostoma (lesser devil ray), 6294 nucleotides. RefSeq names its product Krueppel-like factor 3. NCBI's taxonomy places the organism in Eukaryota, Metazoa, Chordata, Chondrichthyes, Myliobatiformes, Myliobatidae. The record is from RefSeq and is a predicted model, not a curated record. Gene Ontology annotation, molecular function: DNA-binding transcription factor activity, RNA polymerase II-specific; RNA polymerase II cis-regulatory region sequence-specific DNA binding. The transcript has 7 exons. The coding region runs from base 85 to 1158 and encodes 357 amino acids. Gene Ontology annotation, biological process: regulation of transcription by RNA polymerase II.
UGCCAGCAGUGGUGCUAUGCCCUUUUAAUCACUCUGUGCACAGGCCGAACAGCCGACUCUUUCUGGGACUGGAGUUUGAUCAAAAUGCUCAUGUUUGACUGUCUGCCUGGAAAGCAAAACCCAAUGGAUCCAACUUCAAUGCCAUUCCAACAUAUGGGACGCCUAAAGCAUGAUAUUAAAUCUGAGAACAAGCACAACAUCACUUACUCCCACGCUGGACUUCUUCAAUCGCUUGAGACCAAUGCAGGUCAAAUUGAGCCAGUAGAUCUCUCGCUGAACAAGAAACAUUCUCCGCGUAUGUCAAGUUCCCCUUCCUCACCGUACUCAUUGACUGUGCUGUCUUCGACAUCUCCUACAAUGAAUGUAUCUCGUUCAGGCUCACCUAAUAAGAGGUCACCUCAGCCGCCUAACAGCAUGCCAUUAACCAGCCCCGCAGUGCUGACGAGCCACCUUUUAUCCCGAUCAACCAUUCCAGGCUCAGGAUUGUACCCCGUGAUUCAUCCAGUGGUGGUACAGCCUGUCGUAUAUACUCAGCCUAUAAUGGUUCCCGCUAUGUUAAAGGACGAGAUGAGGAAUAAUCAGCAAGGUUUUCCGAUGCAGUGUGCGAUAUCUGGUCCCCGAUAUCUCCCUAGGCAGCAGCAUCCGCAGUUUUGUAGACAUUCAAGAGGAGUUCAGAUCUUCGACGCCGAUGAUCAAAGAGAUAUGGUGAUGAAAGCAAUAAAUCACAAACAGGAGUAUGAACUGUUAGAUAACUGCAUCAACGAGGUGUCGUCUUCAGUUGUCAGUCCUAUUCAGCCAGUUCCAUCGCACGAGAGUCAUACUCCUUCAGUUAUCGUACAUACUGCUGGAAGACCACAUCCUAUUGAGUCACCAGAUACUCAAAGGAAGCGUCGUAUACACAGAUGUGACUUUGAGGGAUGUAAUAAAGUGUAUACAAAGAGUUCACACCUCAAGGCACAUAGGCGGACACACACAGGUGAGAAACCCUACAAGUGUACUUGGGAAGGAUGCACGUGGAAGUUUGCCCGCUCGGAUGAGUUGACCAGGCAUUACCGGAAGCACACUGGCAUCAAACCUUUCCAGUGCCCUGACUGUGACCGCAGCUUCUCUCGUUCAGACCACCUUGCCCUGCACAGAAAGCGUCACAUGCUGGUCUGAGUUUCUCGCUGUUCACAAUGUAAUCCAGAUCAGAUGCAAACUAUUCACAUAGGUUUUCUUAACCAAGAUUCAGCUGGGCUGAAUCCUUCAACAGAUGAACACUUCCAUGUUCUCAGCACCUGAAACACAAACAAAGCUCAUUUUGCUAUGUGCAGGAGUCAUGGUUAACAAUAAGGAUGACUUUAUAUUAGUCCGUAACAUUCCCCACUUUAUCGUCUCAUUGGUUCAUUGAAAUUGUCAGAAUUUCUUCUGAUUAAUAGGCCUUAAUGUUCUUGCCAGAGAGAUUCCUUCAUCACCAUAGAAUGCUGCUUUUUGCUAUAUCCUUCACCAAAACUACGUCCUAUCUAAAAUGGAUUAUUUUUGUCAAAAACAGUGCUAUCUCUUUAUUGUGCAGAGAUUGGUUUGUGCUUUGAAUUAUAAUAUUUUUACUGUGAGGGUGGAGGACUUCAUGAAAUUCAAGCUCUAGCAACUGUGAAAGAAGAAAAGACCUCAAGAUACAAUUGGAGUUCCUCCAGUAUUUUAUGUGUGUUGCUCAAAAUUUCCAGCAUCUGCAGAAAUCUUUUCUGUCUCCGUUGGAGGAAACCUGCUCCCUAGGAACUUUAUUGCCAUGUAGCCAAAUAUCCAGUGACAUUUCUUCAGUAUAUUUAUUGAAGGUGAACUCCCUUCAGUGGUUAAAUUUGUAUCUCAAUAUCAACUCAAGCCAGUUCAUGAAGUUAAGCACCAAAGAUACAUCAACAAUGACUUCUCUUCAUAUUGUUCCACAUGUGAAGCUACCAGAAAUUUCACCCAUUAGAAGGCACAAUUACCAUUUUCUCAAGACUUUCAACAAUGAUUCUGAAAUUUAAUAAAGGAAGAAGAAGAAGAAAAGACAAUCUUUUGCACCUGAGGUUAUAAGCAAGUGAUUCAGGAACAUAGUUAUGCUUCUCUAUAUAGUCUACCUUUUCAUUGUUGAUUGGAUCAAAUAUUUUUACUUUUCAGAUUUUUUUUUCACUGACUUAAAUAAGUGGGUAAACACAAAUGGAAAAAAAAAAGUUCACAGAACAAAUUGUCUAAAAUUAACAAAAAAACUCUAAACCUUCAAUUUUUACCAGUCACUUGUAAAAUUUUCAGUAAAUUAUACACUGUUUUGCCAAAAUUUUCUUCCUUAUAAUCCAGAUAGUUCAAAAAAGUCUUGCAAUCACAUUCUGAAUUUAACAAUAUUGACCUAAUUGUGAACAAUGGCAAAACAUCAAUUUACAUCAGCAAGCAUGACUCUUAUUUAGUCAUCUGAGUGAGAAAGGAGGUUGUUUCAAUAUAUGUCUCAAAGAUUUCAGUUCUCAUCAUUAGUUAUUCUAGCAGCAUAACACAUUUGUAAUUGUGCAGCUAUUCCUAACAUACUCCUAUAGUUAGUAGAAUAGAAUGCAAUAACCAAAUGCAGCAUUUGGUCUGUCCUAGUCAACCUUAACCCAGAACACCCUGAAAAAAUUAGGUAUAUUUGUUGAAAAGAAAAAUUGUGAAAAUCAGUACAAGAAAAUACAAUCUGCCAAUAAGGCAUUUACUGCAACAUGUGUAAUAUCUUGCUUAAUUAUUUUAAGGUAUUGGGGCAAUAAUAUUAAGCUUCUCAAACAACAUCAAUUAGUUAACUCUUUGUUAAGUAUCCUUAUUAUUGGACCAUUGCUUGCAGUUAUUGAAGUUUUAUAAGCUCUCAUUGUAGCCAGUCAACAAAUUGAAUACUUUGAGUAUAUAAGUGGCAAAACUAAUUUUUCUACAUACCGCUAGGACAGGUCUGCGUAACAUUACUGUUACAGUCACUAAAACAUUUCAAAAUGGAGUGUAUUGAAAUCCAAUUUUUUCUUGUUACUUCCAUAUUUUGAGAAGAGAAUUUUAGCUGAAUUGGAAUGGCUUAUCAAAAUUAAUCACUACUAACAUUUCCAAUACAUUGACUGUAAUAUUUUUCAUUUAAACUUUUAAAUGAGCAGGACACACAGUGAUAAACCAUUAUAACUUAUAUUAAGAUAAGUUUCAAUUACCUGUGAAAAUAUGUUUGUAAGCCACAGAUUGCUAACAUCCUCAGCCAUAAAUCACAGCUUUUAAAAUACACAUCUUGAAUUAUUUCCCUCUACUUAGAGACUGAAAAUAAGUAAUCAUCAGCAUGCCAGUUUUCAGUUUACCUUCAUGAUUUGAGAAAUCAUUUCCUGUAAGAUGUGUAUUGUGACUCCUGCAGCAGAUUGGGAUAUGUAUAUAAAUCAAUUUAAUGCAGUUCAAUCUACCAUAUUCCAUAGAUUAUAUUCUUGCAAUUUGAAAUGCAUUUAUUUUUACAGGCCUUCAAUGUUGUUUAAAGCACUGACCAGUUUGAGACUGAAUCCAGAAAAGAAGGUAAAUAAGUCAGUCUCGAAUUUGUACAGUUAGUUAAUCCCAACCCAGACGCUCCUGAUAACACUGGAGAUUCUACAAUCUGUCUCUGGAAAAAAAAUUAAAAGUUGCAGGACUUUCUUUUGGCAAUCAAAAGCAAUAACUUGUUGCAAUAAAGCAGAUGUACAUGUGGCUCUCAGGGAAGGACAUGGCUGUGAAGUUGUCAAUGAUUAAGUGGACCUGCACUAUCCUAUGGUCGCAGGUGAAAAUUAACUGAUCAGUAAAUAACUCAGGGAGAGUAUAGAGGUAUCUAGAUCCGUGGACUGCAACCCAACAGCAAACCAAUCAGUUCAGGGACAGAACUGGAGCUAGAUUAGUUUUUUUUUCUCACUUCAUUUUGGUUGAAAAUUGGGUUUUUAAUUAAUCUUGGUAAGGUUAAGCUUUCUACAUGGAAGAUCAGAAUUUCACCACAUAGCAAAUUAGAUCCAAGGGGAUCAAUAUUCAUCUUUAGUUGUUUUCACUAAUAUAAUAGUGCCUUUGGAUUAAAGUCUGUGUUAGUGCACGUGACCAGAGGUGAAUUUUUACCCUCUCUUGUGUUUAUAAUUUCAACCAACAUGUGAAUGUGGAGAAGAAGUAAACGUUUAGAUGAUCUGCAUCAAAGCAGUAGAUUGAGAGUAGGUCAUUGCUGAUAGGAAUGUCUGUCUGGAAUAGAAUUACAGGUAAUGCUCUGCUUCGGGGGCACAAGAUGUUACAUUCUGUGCAAUAGGACAAGAAUAGUAGAAACCAGUAGUUCACAUACAACGUGGUAAAAUAUUGCUAAAAAUUGAAAUAUGUGAACACAACACCUUGUGGCAGCUGGCCUGCCUUAUGGACAGUAGUCAUACAUAUUCUAUGUUUCAUAUUAAAGAGUGACUUAUUUCCUGUAAGGAAGCCGUGUGGGUGAUAUGUUGAAGAAUUUAAAAUAAAAUGCACUUGAAAAUGGGUGUAAUCAGGUAAUGUUCACAACAUGAAUAAUAAUCUGGGAGUAUUUUUUGGAGAAGAGAUGUGAAAAUAAAUCACCUCUCUGCUUUAAAAUUAAAAAAAUAAGUAAUAAAGCAGAAAGAGUUUUAAAAGACAACAAAGCACACAUUAUGUGCUGUGUCAUAUACUGAGAUGGGAAGGAGGAUUUAGAUGCAUACACAGUUUGAAUCUAUUCUUCUCAUCUUAGACAUCUAAAAUGUGAAUUUUUAUAAUUUUUUGAGGGGAACAUACAUUUUGGUUUAGAAUUUGGUUUUGGGAUAAUAGUUAGAGAAGCUUAUUGUGACGGUAUAAAAGUGAUCCUGAACAGAUGAAAUAAAAAGUCAAGGUGGUAACAAAUAUUGUUUUCUUUUUAUUUUCAUAAUCAUAUAGAGGGGCAAUUAUAAAAAGAGGUUGAACCAAUCUAAGCAUGAGUAAGGUGAACAGUUAAUCAUGUUCCUACUGUGUACAGCGAUGAUAUUAAGCAGUGUAUGUAGCUAUCAAUUCUACAUUUUUCAGAAAAAUAUUCCUUAGAAGUUUAAUUUUAAUAUGUAAAGCUUUUAAUAGUGGCACUCAGACACUAUUUCUGUUGUACAGCAGUAUUUGGUUAACUAGAAAUCAAAUUAAUUUUUCAAUAAUAUUUCCACUGAUCCAUGAAUUUAACAUUAUUUUUCUGGAUGCAGGAAAUGCUGAAAAUUAAUUCAUUUCGGCGUGAAAACAUUGAUUUAAAAAAAAAAUAGUUGCUGCUUUUGUUUCAAAGGAAUUCAAGAAAAAAUUAAUAAUUAGCAAAAUAAUUCAUGGGUGAAGAAUUCAAAACAGAAUUAAACAGAAUUAACUAAAUUAUGUCCCUCCCUACCAAUCAAAUUGGAUGGAUUUUAUCAACAUUAAUGGUGGGGAAAACGCUUCAACAUCAUUGCAGCCGUGAUAGAACCCUGUUCAUACUGCCCUCUUCCCCACAGGUGCACAAAUUUCUCCACCUGCUCCAGAUUUCCAACUGGUGCAGAUGACUGCAACAGUAGGUAAAGUUGGUGAGGGAAAAAGCUAACUCUGUUAGAAAAAGACUUCUAAUUUUCAAAAGAAUAUUAUAAAUUCUUACUGAAAAUGCUAAACACUCAUUAGGCCAAAUAGCAUCCAGUAAAGGGAUUUCAACUGGAAAUAUUAACUCUUGUUUCUCUUUCCACGGAUGCCACCUGACCUACUGAAUGUUUCUUGUAUUUUCUGCUUUUAUAUCAGAUUUUUAGGAUCUGUAGUUUUUUUAAAAAAUUCAAAUCCUUGUAGGGAACAGAGAAAUUUCACUGCAAAUCAUUAUGUUAUUACUCAUAUUUGUAAAAAUAAUUCUCCCUUUUCACCAUUAUGUACUUUCACUUUAGAUUUAAGCGUUCCACUGUUACAUGGCUAAGAUUAUUUCAUCUGGUCAGCGUCUCUGCAAGCCUGCUUUUGAAUACUCCAGCAGAUUAUUGCUAAUAGCUUAAGCAGUAAAUUGUGCUGGAAAAUAUAGAACAACAUAGGAUUAUAUUUCAAGAGUUAAGACUAAAUGAGUAAUUCUGGGUUUAUAUUAAGUCUUGUUAACUUUAUUUAAAUCAUUUAAUAGUGUAUGCAGUCAGUAUAAUUAAAGAUGUGAAAUUUUUAAGAUAUUUUUACUAUUUCUUCAACAUUUCUGAUUGUCCCAUGGGAGUUUAGUAAUGACAUUUUGUCAUAUCAAACUGUGAACACAAAUUUGUACUGUACAGUCUUCUUAUUCUGUAUUCAAUAUAUACAUACAUAUAUAUGUGUGUGUAUGUAUCAUACAUCUGUCAAUAAAACUCUAUA